CUCAUCAAAAUACCAAGGAGUUGCAUGCUCUUUUGUUUCUGGCGGCUGGUACACAGGAUGGCUAAGCCUUUCCUUGUUGAUCACAUUUUUAUUAGAGCAAUUUCACUGGAAGGUUAUGUUUCGUUUACUCUCAUCUCUUGGAGUCGUUAUUUGUUUGCUAAGUUUAACCUAUGGUUGGAUCAAACAGAAUGGAGAUAUCCCCAACAGAAAUCGAACACCGUUUUGCAACUGGUCCUUAUGUAAACGUCCACGAUAUUUUGUUUUGGUUUUUGGUUCAGCAGUAUCAAUGUUGGGAUUUCCUGUUGCAAAUUUCUUUUUGGCAGAUCGUGCUAAAGCGUACGGCAUUCACGAAAGCCAAUCAAAAUGGUUUUACGUUGUGUUUGGAAUUUUUGGCAUUACAUUCGGACUUAUAGCUGGAAAGAUUGGGGAUAUGAUAAUAAGAUAUCACGUUAUUUUGAAUAUAUCAAGUCUCCUUUUUCAUGGUUUUCUGAGAGACGCAACUGGCACAUUCAAACUUCCUUUAAUUAUUGCUGGAUGUUUGGAAAUCGUCGGAGCGUUAAUAUCGUUUCCAGUUGCCAGAGUAAAAAUUGGUGAUGAACCAGGCCAGGACAACCAUGAGAAUAGUGAAAACAACAACAAUAUUUAGCAAGAGACGAAG
Molecule: messenger RNA, 658 nt
Organism: Dendronephthya gigantea
Lineage: Eukaryota; Metazoa; Cnidaria; Anthozoa; Malacalcyonacea; Nephtheidae
Exons: 3
Coding region: 116-646 (176 amino acids)
Source: RefSeq, a predicted model, not a curated record